AUGAGAUUAAAAUGGUUAUUUUAAGGAUACACUUCAGCUGUUCUUGACUUUUGAGUGGCUGAAAAGUGGCCUUGCGUACAGUAAUAAGUGCUUUUUUUUAAAUUGAGCUAUUGAGUUUGAUUUCACAACUGAUAGCGUCAAAUGGAAAUACAUAGUAUAUAUUUCACCACCCUACAACACACGCGUAACUGAGAGGAUAAGCAUUAAAAAGAGGGCUGUGUAAAAACAGAGGUGAAUUCUGUAAAAUCUAAAAAAGUUGCACAUAGUUAUCAGUGUAAGUUAACAGCAUACAACAUUUUAAAUGUGCUUAUAAGAACCACGUCCAAGAGACAGAGAGAUCAUGUCGGAUUGAAGUGCUGCAGGGCACUGAGUUUCUUCUCCCUUCAUAUUGCAGUACAGCCCUGAUGCAACUUCCCUAUCAGUUCGUCUGUGUCAGCCACCGUGCGUCAACUCCCUUCAAAAAAAAGACAAAAAAAUCCUUCUGGUGGCCAUGACACAGUGAAAUAUGGACGCGCAUUUUCAGUCGACGGGCUGCACUGAGUCAAAGAUAAAGAACGAGGCGAUGGUGCAUCAGUGUGUUGAUCACUAUCAGAGUUUACUGACCUCUUAUCCACAACUUAGUGAUGUGAGAAAACAUUAGGCGGCGAAGAAUGAGGAAUGAUGUUUUGCAGAAUAGGGAACACUGCUGUCUGUUUAUGACGGCGCAAACGCAAAACCAAUAGGUGCUGUCAGUCUGCUGUGAAGAAAUGUCACACUCCUGGUUAGCAGGGAGGGACAGAAGCUUCUGGUGGUGUUACAGUUCAAAUGAUAGAAGGAAGUGCUCACAAGCUGAAAAUAGGCUGAGCUGAAGUGCAAACACAUUUGGCGAGACUCACAGACAAUUAGUGUUCAGCUGUGUGGGUGAGGAUUAAUCCUGACCGCAUCAUGUCAGACAGCAUACUGGAGGAAAUCUUCAUCAAACGAUCUCAGCAGAAGAAGAAGACCUCCCCUCUGAACUACAAGGAGAGACUGUUUGUUCUCACCCAGGAAAAAAUAUCCUACUAUGACUUUGAUUCGGAGAAAGGGAAGCGAAAAGGUUUGAGAGGAUCGGUUGACCUGGAGAAGAUCAAGUGUGUAGAGACGGUCCAGCCAGAGCCCUGCACCCCGCAAGAGCGCAUGUAUGCUUUCCAGAUCAUUUAUGAUGAAGGGCCGCUAUACAUCUUUGCCAAAAAUGAGGACAUUCGGGCUCAAUGGAUAAAGAAACUCAAAGAAAUGGUGCGCUUCAACAAGGAUCUCAUGCAGAAGUACCAUCCUUGUUUCUGGGUGGACGGAGUGUGGCUGUGCUGCCAGCAGGAAGUUAAGCAAGCGAUGGGUUGCAAGGUGCUGGAUAGUAAGAACGGCUUCACAUCUAAACAAUCUCGGCGAAGGGGAUCCAGGAAACCUCUUCCUCCGACCCCAACAGAGGAGAAGUCUGUUCGGCCUUUACCUCCACAGCCUCCUGAGCCACCCGCCCCCUCUAUAGGUAUGACUGUCAUUGCGGAGUACGAUUACACACCCAUGACACCCCAAGACCUGGCGCUGAGGAAGGAUGAAGAGUACACCAUCCUGGAGAUGUCUGAUCAGAACUGGUGGAGAGCCAGAGACAGAUAUGGAAAGGAAGGAUAUAUACCUUGUAAUUAUGUUGUGGAAGCUGUAAAUGGGCUAGAAAAAUUUGACUGGUAUUCCAAGAAUACGAACCGUAGCCAGGCAGAAAAGCUGUUAAAGACUGAGAACAAAGACGGAGGCUUCCUGGUACGGGACUCAAGCAAGGCCGGGAAAUACACUGUGUCUUUGUUCAGCAAGGGUGGCGGGGACACCGGUGGAGGCUGCAGACAUUAUAACAUCUGCACCACCGCACAGGGCCAGUUUUACCUGGCAGAGAAGCACAAUUUCAGCAGCAUCCCAGAACUCAUCAACUACCACCAGCACAAUGCAGCAGGUAUGGUUAGCAGGCUGAAAUACAUUGUGUCUAACGGUGCACGACCUCCAUCAACAGCAGGACUCGGCUAUGGCGUGUGGGAGAUCGACCCUCAUCAUCUCACCUUUAUCAAGGAGCUGGGCACUGGGCAGUUUGGAGUGGUGAAGUACGGAAAGUGGCAGGGCCAGCACGACGUUGCCAUUAAAAUGAUUAAAGAGGGAUCCAUGUCAGAAGACGAUUUCAUAGAGGAAGCUAAAAUCAUGAUGAAGCUACGCCAUGAAAACCUGGUCCAGCUGUACGGCGUGUGCACCAAACAAAGGCCCAUUUAUAUCGUGACUGAGUUCCUUUCGAACGGCUGUCUGCUCACAUACCUCAGGGAGGGCCUGAAGCAGCACCCAACAACUGUCCAGCUCCUAGAGAUGUGUAAAGAUGUCUCAGAGGGCAUGGCGUAUCUUGAGUCACAGCAGUACAUCCACAGAGACCUGGCUGCCAGGAACUGUUUAGUAGAUGGGAAUGGCACUGUCAAAGUGACUGACUUUGGACUGUCAAGAUAUGUCUUAGAUGACGAGUACACCAGCUCAGCAGGUUCCAAGUUUCCUGUUCGCUGGUCACCUCCUGAAGUCCUCCUCUACUGCAAAUUCAGCAGCAAGUCGGACAUAUGGGCGUAUGGUGUUCUUAUGUGGGAGGUGUACACUUUGGGACGGCUUCCGUAUGAGCGCCUUAACAACACGGAAAUAGUGGACCAGGUGUCCCGGGGCCUGCGCCUCUACCGCCCUCAGCUGGCCAAUGAAAGAGUCUACAGCAUUAUGUCAAGCUGUUGGCUCGAUAAAGCAGAUGAGAGACCUAACUUCCAGGAGCUGACAUUGACUGUUCAGGAUUUGCUGUAUGAGCUCCAGUAGACCUCAAAAUAAUCACAACACACCAACAGUUCACUCACAUCCCCACAGAGCUGCAUCUCCAUCUGUCCCUGGAGAGUUAAAAACAAUCAAUAAAACAAUUUACAGCUUGGACAUGGGACCGCACAGCCACACUGAAGUCCUCUGUAAUGUGAAUAUGUUUAUUGUGAAUGUCCUUUAACUCUUGAUUAGAAUUGCCUUCCUGUUGCAUCACUAGAGGUCUUGCGGGCUGGCAUUUAUAAUGUGUACAUUGUAUUGAAGGCUAUGUGUUUUUAUUGUAUCAUGUGUAGUGUAUUGUGUGGAAUCAUUGUGAAAUGUAGACACCUUUGCAAACAAGCUUUGUGUGAAUAUAUAUUGCACAAAUAAAAGCCAAGUAUGCCAGGCUUUAAAAUGACUGAAA
Messenger RNA from Epinephelus lanceolatus (giant grouper), 3232 nucleotides. Lineage: Eukaryota; Metazoa; Chordata; Actinopteri; Perciformes; Serranidae. The record is from RefSeq and is a predicted model, not a curated record.